AUGGAAUACAUCUCUUAUAAUAGCUGCCUUACUGAGCAAUCUGCUCAAAUCGAGUCUCUCAUUCUGAGUAGGGAUCAACGGAAGGCAUAUGGAUUCCCGGUUCAGAUGAAAUCGCAAGUCUACGUUCAGCCAUGUCAGUACUCCUCAAAAGAGUUGUUUUAUACGGAAUAUGAUUAUACCCGUGUGUGCACCCGUUGCCAGACUGUGUUUGAAGUUGAGAGAGAUGGAUACCAACGAAUUUGGGGAGACUCGCCAGUUUGUCAAGUCGCAAAUCAUGGAAUGUAA
Messenger RNA from Caenorhabditis briggsae, 285 nucleotides. The coding region runs from base 1 to 285 and encodes 94 amino acids. The transcript is spliced from 2 exons. The record is from RefSeq and is a predicted model, not a curated record. NCBI's taxonomy places the organism in Eukaryota, Metazoa, Nematoda, Chromadorea, Rhabditida, Rhabditidae.